Nicotiana tabacum (common tobacco) is the source of this 1206-nucleotide messenger RNA. Its product is annotated as single-stranded DNA-binding protein, mitochondrial-like. Lineage: Eukaryota; Viridiplantae; Streptophyta; Magnoliopsida; Solanales; Solanaceae. Gene Ontology annotation, biological process: mitochondrial DNA replication; positive regulation of helicase activity. The record is from RefSeq and is a predicted model, not a curated record. Gene Ontology annotation, molecular function: single-stranded DNA binding. Gene Ontology annotation, cellular component: mitochondrial nucleoid.
AAACUAAAACCCUCCUUGUCCCCUAAUUCUCCCGUUUCUGAAUUCCCUUCAACUGAAAAAUGAAUUCAAUGGCUGCUAAAAUCGUCAAAUUGUUACGCGUCUCUCCUGCCACAAGACCCUGUUCUUCUCUUGUGAUGGGUGUGCAAGGAAGCUCUAGGUUGUGUUAUUCAACUGGUACAUUUCUUAGUGAUGACGAUGCGCCUGUAAGUAAUACUGAAGCUGUAGAAAUUGAUGAUGAUGAUUUUCUUCCUGAAAAGCCGGAUUUGCAGCUGCAAAGUGUGGAUCCUAGAAAGGGCUGGAAUUUUCGGGGUGUGCACAAGGCUAUUAUAUGUGGCAGAGUUGGGCAAUCUCCUGUGCAGAAAAUAUUGAGAAACGGCCGAACUGUAACUAUCUUCACAGUUGGAACAGGUGGCAUGUUCGAUCAGAGAAUCACGGGAGACAGAAACUUGCCUAAGCCUGGUCAGUGGCAUAGGGUCGCGGUGCACAAUGAUAUGCUUGGGCAGUACUCCGUUCAGCAACUUACCAAAAACUCCUCAGUCUACAUUGAGGGUGAUAUUGAAACCAGAGUCUAUAAUGAUAGUCUCAGCGGUGAAGUUAAAAGCAUCCCAGAAAUUUGUGUGCGCAGAGAUGGGAGGAUUCGGCUUAUAAAAGGUGGUGAAAGUGUCAGCAGUAUCUCUAUUGAUGAGCUCCGAGAAGGAUUGAUGUAGAAGCUCAUUGGUAAAUUAUCCACAUAUAGUAGGCGGUUGGGAGUGGAAGGUGGAGGAAGCAGCUGAGGAGUAACGUGUUGUUUGAAAUAUAUUCUGCAGUGACACAAAAGUUUUUUCUAUUCCAUCUGUCACUUGAAUAAUGUCAGAUAUUAGUUUGCCCUCAACGACUAUUGUCCAUCUUCUCUCGCUUGUAUUUUGUUCAGAAGCAGGAAGAGAUGUCCCUUUUGGAUCCACAUUAUUUAGUGGGUAGUUGCUUCAUUCGCCAAAAGCUGUGCAAGAUGUUGUUCAAAUGAUUGAAAUAACUAGGUGUAACUGUGAAAGAAUAGGUGUACAAGUGGAAUGAAGUGGUGGCUACUCAUUCAUAGGUAAUCUCUUAUCCACUUCUAUUCUAUGAAGUUAAUACUAUGGUACUAGAUGGAGUGUUAAAACUUUCUGUUUGUAAAUCUGCAGCAUCGGUAGACUUGUUUUUGGCCAUUUAUGGUAGCAUACCCUUUUCAGA